AUGAUGAACGAAGAAGACGAUGAAAUCGAAGUGAUCGUGAAUGAAUUGUCGCCUAGUUUAGCGUUGUUUUUGGCAAUACAGAACCAUCGUCUGGGACCUACAAGUUUUGUUGGGAUUACCAAUUAUAUCCAAUAUACCGUCGAACGGUACACAGACGAAUUGUUUAAACAGCAUUUUAGGAUGUUACGAACGGCAUUUCAGGAACUUAAACGGCGAUUUGAAACAUUUCCAGAGGUGACUACAAAAGUAGCUUACGUCCCACCUGAUGUGAAACUAUACUUAACAAUAUGGACACUGGGAAACCAAGAUUCAUUCCGUGCAAUUGGGGAUAGAUUUGGCAUGAUGAAAGGUGAUGCCCAUUUUAUAUUUCUCACCACUUGCCUGAUUAUUAAAGCUAAUUCAACUAAUUUUAUUACAUGGCCGCAACGUAACCAACUGGUGGAUGUCGUUGAGCAAUUUUCGCUUCCCUACACAAUUGCCGUCGUGGACAGCACUUUAAUCAAAAUCUAUCAGCCAAUGCAGCAUUUCGCUGCUUACACAUGCCGAAAGAAAUUUUGUGCAGUUAUUUUGCAAGCAACUAGCACGAAAAGUCUUAAAUUCACCAGUGUUAGUACGGGCUGGCCGGGUUCCAUGCACGAUGCCCGUGUGUUUGAGAAUAGCGCAUUAGGACGACAGCUACCGCAAAUACUUGGGGGAACUGGUUAUCAUAUAUUGGGAGAUCAGGCUUAUCCGCUUUCUGAUUACCUCAUGAAAUCAUACCCAAGAACGAGGUUAACCGAAACGCGUCGCAGGUUCAACCGCACUUUGAAUAGUGACCGGGCAUGCAUAGAACGCGCAUUUGCGUUAUUAAAAAAUAAAUGGCGGAGACUAAAAUUUUUAUACAUGCUACGGCUGGACCUCAUUCCCAGCGUUAUCAUAACUGCUUGCUGUCUCCACAACUUCGUCAUCGAAAUAGAUGGAAUCGACCAGGGGCUUUUGCAAGGCGCGGAAGUUGAUGAAAACGAAGAUCACUUCUAUGAAGACAACAACAAUAGGUUGAAUGGCAAAGCAAAACGUGACCGAAUAGCAUCUAUGCUGGAAUUCUGA
This is a messenger RNA of Daphnia magna, 1086 nucleotides long. Its product is annotated as protein ANTAGONIST OF LIKE HETEROCHROMATIN PROTEIN 1. NCBI's taxonomy places the organism in Eukaryota, Metazoa, Arthropoda, Branchiopoda, Diplostraca, Daphniidae. The coding region runs from base 1 to 1086 and encodes 361 amino acids. The record is from RefSeq and is a predicted model, not a curated record. The transcript is spliced from 6 exons.